Messenger RNA from Recurvomyces mirabilis, 882 nucleotides. RefSeq lists its product as uncharacterized. NCBI's taxonomy places the organism in Eukaryota, Fungi, Ascomycota, Dothideomycetes, Mycosphaerellales, Teratosphaeriaceae. The transcript has 2 exons. The coding region runs from base 1 to 882 and encodes 293 amino acids. The record is from RefSeq and is a predicted model, not a curated record.
AUGUCCAUAUCUGCCGCUGGCACGAAGGAGAUACCAGCCGAAGGAGUCGUCGAGAUCGAUGGCAUCAACUACUACACCCUCCUCGAGCAGCCCACAAACGCUCGGAAAGAUGCUCCAGUCGUGCUCCUUAUACACGCGCUCAUGUCGUCUCUCCGGAUGUGGGACGCUACUGUAAAAACACUAACAACCAAUGGCUACCGUACAAUCCGCUACGACCACAUCGGCCAUAACAAGACGUCUGCACCUGCGAAAGACCAAACCCAAAACUUCCAUAUGGACGACCUCACCCGCCACGCCCACGCCAUCGUCAAAGCACGCACGGGCGAGCAGAAUCUCAAGGCCGUGGUGGGUUGUAGUAUCGGGGGCACGAUAGCUUUUCGCUAUGCUCAGCUCUUCUCAGAUGAUGUCAAAGUUAUUAUCUCGUUAUGCUCACCCGGUAUCAAGGCCCCGGCCGCUGCUCAAGAUCUCUGGGCUCAGCGGAUCAAGUUGUUCGAGGAGGAUGUCAAGACAGGGAAGCACGAAUUAGCCGACCAGACGAUUGCGAGAUGGUUCCCGGGUGAUCGCCGAGAAGACGAUGCUGUUCGAGCGGAGAGCCUGGGACAUGUUUUGACUUGCUCAUUUGCUGGGUAUCGUGCACUCGCCGACACUAUCAGGGAUUACGACUACGAGGAUCAGAUAGCUGCUAUUGGGAAGGUGAAGACGUUGGUGUUGGCUGGAGAGGAGGAUAAGGCUGCUGAUGCUAUUAUGUUGGAGGAUGUGGCUGAUAAGAUUCCGGGGGCUGAGUUUGGGAAGUUUGAGGAGACGGGGCAUUUGCCGCCUAUGCAGAGGCCGGUGGAGUUUGGUAAGAGGAUGAUGGGGUUUUUGGGACCGGCUGUACUAUGA